AGCAAGUCUUCAGAAAGGACUAGAGUUUCAAUAAAACACCUUGAUCUCUCAGCUCAGUUAUAUUUUCAGAUUGUUGCCUAUCAUUACUAUUCUCAAGUUUACGACAUAAUAUCCUGACCGGACUGAGUGAUCGGCCCAGCUACAAUGGCGAUGCACAGUCCAUAUCUUUUCUCCUUGCGAGCAAUGCGACCUAUUACCGUCGGAAAGCAAUGCUUCCGGCACCUUCACAAACAAGUGCCUUCUGUUGCAAUACCAUCGCCAACACCAUUUGUCCCAGACGUCCAGACUUUCCUUACACUAAUUGGCCGUGGCAUGAAUAAACACACCAGCAAGCUGCCAUCUUGGGACAAACUGUUUUCCAUUAGUUCACAAGAGCUUAAAGAGUUGGGUAUUGAACCUGCAAGCCAGCGGCGGUAUUUGCUCCGCAAAAGGGAGAAAUUUAGACGAGGAAUCUUCGGUCCCGGUGGUGACUUGCAGCACGUUGUCAAUGGUACAGCACAAUUGCGGGUGGUUGAAGUCCCGAAGGAGCCAAAGGAUGUCGCCGAAAGCCACACAUCCGCAAGACUCUCAGAUUAUGCAGCCAAUUCCUCUCCAGGCAUGAGGAAGAUUGUUGUCAACCUGCCACCAGAUGCCAAAGAAUAUAUCCACAACCAAUCUCAGCCACCGAAAAAGAUCGCAUAUAUGAAAGUUCACCACGGCAACACUAUAAGGGGCCCUUUCCUACAGCCGAUCAAGGGCACCAAAGGCAGCGCAGCUUUAUUCGAGUUGAAGGAAGGUAUGUGGGAGGAUCGACUUGGAGUCAAGGUGGAUGGUGGUGAAAGAAGGCGUGCGGAAGUCAGAGCGAAACGGAGGAGCGAAGAGAGGCGGAAAGGGACUAUCUAAAAACCCAGAAAUUCUUGAAUAAGUCCACAUUAGCUUGUGGUACACCUGUUCCUCCUGUUUUUCUACAACCUUGCGCCGAAGUUUGCUGCAUGUACUAUAGGCAUUCAUGUUAUACUGCUGUUGCACUAUUUUUAUAAAUCAUACUCGUGCUAUCUUGUAC
Molecule: messenger RNA, 1042 nt
Organism: Aspergillus aculeatinus CBS 121060
Lineage: Eukaryota; Fungi; Ascomycota; Eurotiomycetes; Eurotiales; Aspergillaceae
Product: mitochondrial 37S ribosomal protein mS41
Exons: 1
Coding region: 145-882 (245 amino acids)
Cellular component (GO): mitochondrion
Source: RefSeq, a predicted model, not a curated record